Diceros bicornis minor is the source of this 1497-nucleotide messenger RNA. Its product is annotated as keratin, type I cytoskeletal 12-like. NCBI's taxonomy places the organism in Eukaryota, Metazoa, Chordata, Mammalia, Perissodactyla, Rhinocerotidae. The record is from RefSeq and is a predicted model, not a curated record. Bases 16 to 1497 code for a protein of 493 amino acids. The transcript has 8 exons. Gene Ontology annotation, molecular function: structural molecule activity.
CUCUCCAGCAACACCAUGUCACUCUCAGUGCGCACCUCUGGGCUGCCCCGGGGGCUGUCUUCCCAGAGCAGCACGUCGGGCAGAGCCUGGGGCAUGUCUGCUUCCAGUGCUGGAAGUGGCUAUGGGGGAAGUGGCUAUGGGGGAAGCACCUUUGGCUUGGGAGGCAGCUGCGGGGGAGGCUUUUCUGCUGCUUCCAUGUUUGGCUCUAGUUCUGGCUUUGGUGGUGGCUCUGGAAGUUCCUGCGCAGGAGGACUGGGCGCUGCUUACGGGGGGGCCCUGGGAGGUGGCUUUGGAAGCCUGGCGACGGGACUUGGGGGAAGCCCAGGAAGUGGCUCUCUAGGUGUUCUCUCUGGCAAUGACGGAGGCCUUCUGUCCCGAUCAGAAAAGGAAACCAUGCAAAAUCUUAAUGACAGAUUAGCCUCCUACCUGGAUAAGGUCCGAGCUCUAGAAGAGGCUAAUACUGAGCUGGAAAACAAAAUUCGAGAAUGGUAUGAAACACGAGGAUCUGGGACUGGAGACCCCGGGUCACAGAAUGAUUACAGUAAAUAUUAUCCAUUGAUUGAAGACCUCAGGAAUAAGAUCAUUUCUGCCAGCAUUGGGAAUGCCCAGCUCAUCUUGCAGAUUGACAACGCAAGACUGGCUGCUGAAGACUUCAGAAUGAAAUAUGAGAAUGAGCUGGCCCUGCGCCAGAACGUGGAGGCCGACAUCAACGGCCUGCGCAGGGUGCUGGAUGAGCUGACCCUGGCCAGAGCCGACCUGGAGAUGCAGAUCGAGAACCUCAAGGAGGAGCUGAUCUACCUGAAAAAGAACCACGAAGAGGAGCUCCAAAGCUUCCGAGCGGACGGCCCAGGCCAGGUCAGCGUAGAAAUGGACGCUGCCCCCGGAGUGGACCUCACCAGGCUCCUCAACGACAUGAGGGCGCAGUAUGAAGCCAUCGCUGAGCAGAAUCGUAAGGACGCGGAAGCCUGGUUCCUUGAAAAGAGCGGGGAGCUCAGGAAGGAGAUCAGCACCAACACCGAGCAGCUCCAGUCCAGCAAGAGCGAGGUCACCGACCUGAGGCGCGCAUUUCAAAACCUGGAGAUCGAGCUCCAGUCCCAGCUCGCCAUGAAGAAAUCCCUGGAGGACUCGUUGGCCGAAACUGAGGGUGACUACUGCGGCCAGCUGUCUCAGGUGCAGCAGCUCAUCGGCAGCCUUGAGGAGCAGCUGCUCCAGGUGCGCGCGGACGCCGAGCGCCAGAACGCCGACCACCGGCGGCUGCUGGACGUCAAGGCCCGCCUGGAGCUGGAGAUCGAGACCUACCGCCGCCUGCUGGACGGCGAGGCCCAGGGUGAUGGUUUGGAUCAAAUUUCUUCUGUGACAGAUUCCAAAUCUCAAGCACAGUCAACCGAUUCCUCCAAAGACCCAACCAAAAGCCGAAAAAUCAAGACAAUUGUGCAGGAAGUGCUGAACGGUGAGGUGGUCUCCUCUCAAGUUCAGGAAAUUGAAGAACUAAUGUAA